This is a messenger RNA of Linum trigynum, 3471 nucleotides long. Lineage: Eukaryota; Viridiplantae; Streptophyta; Magnoliopsida; Malpighiales; Linaceae. The record is from the annotation of a GenBank genome assembly.
UAUGGUUAUGUUUAUUCAUUAACAAGAUAAUUAUUUUCAUGUAAUGUUAUGUUAUUUGGUUAAUCCGAUUAUCUGAUUAACCAAACCAAUUAACUUUUAUUUGGUUAAUUUGGUUUUUAUGUUAAUUUUGACAAUUUGAUUGAGAUAUUUUAUUCCAUAGUUAAUGAAAUUUAGAUUUAAUUGGUUUUGUUAUUAACGGGGUAACCAUUUGAACACUUUUACCAGCGGCUAUGCCGAGCCAGGCCUACAACCGCAGCCGUUUCGUUCCUUUCCGAGCUGUCUCGGAUUCUGUUGGUCCUUUCUUCCUCCCAUAACUGUCACCUCCUCCGGCGUGUCUUGUUUCAAUCUAUUGCCGUCGCCAUGACCGAGAUUGGCAGUUGGGAUUGGGGUCGGGAUCUGCCGCUAAGCUCACUGGGAGACGACCUCGUCGUCGAAAUUCUUAUCCGCCUCCCAAACCCUAGAUACUCGUGCCGCUGCAAAGCCGUCUGCAAGCGGUGGAGAUCCCUCAUCUCCGACCCCAGCUUCAAUCGCCGUUUUAUUUCUCAUCACCAAGGUAGGUACCGACCAGCAUCUCUGUUCCUUCCCGCACACGACCCCGAGUUCAUCCUCAGCUUUCUCCCCGUGCCGGAUGAAGCUCGGUCGAAAUUGAGAGUCUUCGAUUGCUUCAAGGACUUGCUUUUGUGCGGGUUUGUUAAAUAUAAUUGCGAAUUGCGCAGAUCCUACCUGAUCUGCAAUCCAUUUACCAAGCAAUGGAUCACCCUUCCUUUGCCGCCUGAAUUACCACCGCAUAUUGAAUCGGCAGCAGGGUUAGUUUGUCGACCCCGUUCUGGUUGGAGUAAAUAUAAUCUUGUGCAGCUGCAGGUAGGAGAUGAAUCAGAACCACCACCCUUUGUUUAUUGUGAGUAUCGUUUCCGCGUGGUGUGUCUUUUCUAGCUUCCUUUGAAUAAUCAAGUACUGCUGGUGUUUUGUUCCGAGUCUGGGAAAUGGAGGGUGAUGCAUCUUGAGCACUUCGUGAAAGUGCCAAUGGGCAAUGCACUCACGUGGGACAGGAAGUUGUUUUGGGUGCAGGAUGACCUCAAUAAUCAUUGCUCUAUGUUCGCUAUGUAUGAUCCUUUCCAUCCUUAUAAACUCCAUGGAUGGAAAAAUGCACCUAAUAGUUUGUGGAGGUAUUUGAGCAAUGGAGAUGGAUAUGGAAAUUUUUCAAUCUCACAGGGUGCUUUACACAUAAUUGUACUCGAAGUUGGCCGUCCAGAUAAAGUGUUGAGUGUUUGGAGACAAGUAGAAGAUCGUUGGACCUUACAAUAUAAAACGGUGUUGAAGAUUACAUCGCCAUCAUUUUGGGGUGACUAUAAACUCAAGCAUUGUUCUGUGAUGGAUCUGCACCCGGAGAGGCCGGAAGUUGUCUUCUUUCAAUACCGGGAGUAUCCUGAAUGUAUCUUAUUCUGCAAUUUGAAGACGGGGAUGGGAGAGCCGGAGUUCUUUUCUGCAACAAAAUUUUAUCUGAAUGAUCCAUGUUGGAGGGUGCUGCGGGCUAGAGUCACUUGCUGGCCUACUCCAAUUCCGAGGUACGAGCAGUUGCGAGGUAUGUACGAUGGAAGCUACGAUUGUUGGGUUCAGAACACCAGUACGACAACACUUCCAUCUACAAUUGAAGAAUGCCAACCUUUGGUUGAGCAAUCUGGUCAUAGGAGGAAGGGCAAGAGAUCAGCAGCAGCAGCAGCAGCUGCAGUACAGUCCGGUCAAAGAAAGUCGAAGGUGGUGAAAGGCGUGCAGUAAAAGAAAAUUAUCUUCUGUGAUCGAUUGAAGGGAAAAGAGAAGCAAUGGCAAGGCCAAUUGGUAGGUGUUGUACUGAUGAUCGUAAGAGAUGGACAGCAGCAGGAGUAUGAACUAUCAAGUAUUAGCAUGCGUUGGAUGUUAUUUAGAAUGUCGAAGCAGUAGUGGCUGCGUUGGAUAUAUGUGCAUAUGCUAAGGAAGAGAAACUCGUUCGAAAGGACAUCUUCUGUGUGUAUUGUGUAUUUAUCUAUUUAAGAUGGCAGGCACUGUUAAGGACAGUUCCAUUCCACUGAUAAUUAUUCUCUUUCAGAUGCUUUUCCAGUUGAUUAUAAUGUGCGGUAGUCGUCGUAUUCCUAGCUAUCAUGUUUAUGAAACACUGGUUCCUCGAUCUGGAUUCAUACCAGUUUUGAUUGAACUAGCAGCAUAUGUGCUUGAGAGAACAGUAUAGAAGCCUGAACCUGAAGCAUGUAAGAUGGCAGCAAUCUCAUAACAAGAAUGUGUCGUUAGAAAGAUGUUACCCACUAACCACUGCAGGUUCGGGCAAUGUUCGAAUCUUGUCGUGCAUAUUCGUGCUCGUGUCAUGCUCGUAUUCCUGUGUAAUGAAAAGGACGAAAACAAAAGAGAGAAUGAAAAAGAAAGUGAAAAUUGGACGGGAGAAGAUAGUAUUAACCGAUAAUGUUUGAGAAAAGUAACAAAUAAGGGGGAAAUGAAAAUUGGAAGUAUAGUAAGUGUGAUUUGGCUUUGUUUAAUUCUUUGUCCAUUUUUACUUAUGUUAGUAAUUACGUAUAUAUCUUUAUGACACUUCUAACAACAACAAAUAAUUAUUUUUCUACUUGUAUUUUGUAAUAUUUGAAACUAUAAUUCUUUUUAUAUUUAUUUUCUAUCAAGUAAAUAUUAUUUUCGUGUCAUGUCCGUUCUUAUACUCAAUAAAGUCUCGAAAAUAUUAGGUUCGACAUGGCUCACUUAUAUACCGUGUUGUGUCCGUGCUCGUGUCUGUGCCAUGAAGUUUAGGCCCGGCACGGCCCAUAAAUUAUUCGUGCUCGUGCCGGAUUGGCCCAUUUAUUCCGUGCCCGUGCUCGUGUCGUGCUCUAACCGUACAGUGUCGUGCCGUGCUAGCCCGUGGGCGGCACGACCCGGUGCCCACGUACAGUUGUGAAGGGGUGCAACUUGCAAGUGCAAUGUAGUUGGAAGCUGUAACAAUUGUAGCUACGGUCAAAAAAAAAAAUACAAGUCUUGUCCAGCAUUGGAUUCUUUACUUGUCCAUUUAUCACGUCCGCUACAUAACAAAAUCAGGGUGUUGACUAGAGAAAGGGACACUUGCCGUUUGUAAUGUACGCGUUGAUGCUGUAUUUUGUGUGUAUUAGGUCUCGGUUCAAGCUAUAAAUUGUUUUUUCUGUAAAAAAAAGCUAUAAAUUGUUUAAUUAUAGAGAGUCUUUAUCUUUCAAUUGUAUUAAGUCCUUUUCUUGUCAAAAUGUAACAAGAAGAUAAUUCAAGGGGGGGAAAAUGUAACAAGAAGACACCAAGUAGAAACAAAUCAACCCCCUAUUACAAGACAGUUAACGAAAUUGAGACACACCAACUUUAAAUUAGACAGAGCGUUAGAGGUUUUACGCAUCACUCUAUGUAUAUCAUUUAAAUAUUUAUUACAAAAUUCAAAAGAGUUGAACGGAAAGUUUUAAAUGAAUAAUGACUUAUAAU